GUCAUACGUUGGAAUCGGUGGCUUUGACGUGUCUCUCCCUCUUACAAUUUCUUAAAUUUUAUACAAAAUAGUUAUGAUUUUCUAAUAAAUAAAAUAUAAUAACAUCAACGAAAGUUAACAAGAAUUUCUGACAGAAUGGAUUUUUUGAAGAGCGGUCUAAAGACCGUUCUUGGUGCCCCGGAACCUGGACAUCAUCCUUCAGGCGCUGAAACGGUAGAGCGCUUGGUGGAGCGAGUUAACAAUUCUACACUGUUAGAAGAUCGUAGAGAUGCAUGCAGAGCAUUGAAAGCUAUGUCAAGAACGUACAGAGUAGAAGUGGGAGCUCAGGGGAUGGACACAUUGAAGCAGGUUUUAGAAUUAGAUCGUGCUGAUAGUGAAACAAUAAACCAUGCCUUAAAUACUUUAAACAACGUAAUGUCACCAUCACAAUUUGAAGAAGAAGAGGACAAUCCACAAGUGCCUAUGAACAUUGGAGAGCAGUUUACCGAAAUGUUUAUUAAAGAUCAUAACAACGUUCAACUAAUCUUAGAUUUGCUAGAUGAGUAUGACUUCAGAGUAAGACUGUCAGCGGUCCAGUUGCUAACGUCUUUGUUAACGAAUAGACCGAAAGACAUGCAAGAAAUCAUCCUUGUUAAACCGAUGGGUGUUUCUAAAAUGAUGGAUCUCUUGAGUGACAAUAGAGAAGUUAUACGAAAUGAAAUGUUACUUCUUUUAAUAAAGCUAACAAAAGGAAAUGCAAAUAUACAAAAGAUAGUCGCUUUUGAAAAUGCUUUUGACAGAUUAUUCGAAAUUGUAUCUAGUGAAGGAUUUUCUGAUGGUGGAAUUAUUGUCGAAGACUGUUUACUGCUUAUGUUGAAUUUAUUAAAGAAUAACAGUAGUAAUAUUAAUUUUUUCAAAGAAGGUAGUUAUAUACAGAGGAUGCUACCGAUGUUUAAUACCCCUGAGGAGAAUGAGGACGCAGGUUGGUCACCGCAGAAGGUAUCAAAUGUACACUGCAUGUUGCACAUAGUCCGCACAUUGGUAUCGCCUUGUAACUCGGUACAAAUUGUCUCGGAUUGUCAAAGGAUUUUAAAGAAUGCCGGUUUGUUGGAUUCUCUGUGUAAUAUAUUGAUGGCGAGUGGUGUACCAGCUGAUAUUUUGACAGAAACAAUAAAUACAGUAGGUGAAGUAGUCCGGGGUAAUGUUGCUAAUCAAGAGUUUGUUGGCAAUGUGAUGGCACCAUCAAACCCGCCUCGACCCGCUAUAGUAGUGUUACUUAUGUCUAUGGUUAAUGAGAAACAACCGUUUUAUUUAAGAUGUGCAGUGUUAUACUGUUUCCAAUGCUAUCUUUAUCACAAUGAGAUGAGUCAAGCUAAUCUAGUCCAAACACUCUUGCCGUCGUCCACUGAUGUCUCAAAUCUGACGAGCGGACAAUUACUCUGUGGAGGUCUCUUCUCUUCCGAUGUGUUAUCAAACUGGUUCUCAGCGGUGGCUCUGAUGCAUGCAUUGAUUGACAAUCCUAUACAGAAGGAGCAACUGUUAAGAGUAUUGUUGGCGACAAAUAUUGGAAGUUCUCCCGUCUCGUUGCUACAUCAGUGUACAUUGUUGUUGCAACAGACAACAAAGUUACAAUCUAAGGUGGCGCUGCUGAUGCUGCUGAGCCAGUGGACGGCGAGGUGCGCGGGCGCAGUGACCGCGUUCCUGCGCGCGCCCUCUGCUGUCUCCUACCUUGUCAACCAGACCUGCUCCAACGACCACGACGACAACGAGUACCUGCUGCAAGGUCUAUCAGCGUUCCUGCUGGCGAUCUGCAUCCAUUUCAACGACGACUCAGUGGAGAACUACACCAGAGAGUCGCUGAAGCAGCUGGUGGUGAGGAGAGUCGGCAUGGAGACCUUCGUGUCCAAGCUGAGCGAGGUCUCCCGUCACGAGCUGUACAACAAGGCGGCGAAGCACCCCCAGCUCAGGGCGAAGGUCCCCGCUGAAGUACUCAUUGAUUACGAGUUCUGCAGGCUGUUUAAAGUUUUAGAAAGUGUCCUCAUCCAGACUCUGGUUGUGAAGGAGGAGAGUGGUGCGGAGGAGGCGGGGCGGGCGGGGACAGGGACAGGGGAGGAGACAGGAGCACGGGAGGGGGGCGCGGCGCUGGAGCAGUACAAGGCACUGAUCAGGCAGCAGGAUGCGCGUCUCCAGGAGCUGGUGGCGCAGCUUGACGACAUGCUGCAGCAGAACCAUGCACUCCAGGUGGCAUUAAAUGAUUCAAAAUCAUCGAAUUCUCUUCUAAAAGAUGAGAACACUUUACUAAAAGCGCAAAUGUCCGCUGCACAGAACUUACCCACCACAGAAAGUAACGACAAGACGCAAUACGAAAUUAAAAUAAACCAACUCACAGCAGAAAUAAAUAGAUUGAACGAAAUACUUAAGACUACACAAGAAGAGAAGAAGAAGCAAGAAGUAGAAUUAGAGAAAUUAAAGAGUGAUCAAGAUGACCUUUUGAUAUUGCUCUCGGAUUUGGAUGUAAAAGUGAAUGAAUACAAAGAUCGCUUGAUGUCGUUAGGUGAAAAGGUUGAAGAUGACAACCCGGAGGUCCAAGAGUCUAACCUCACUUAGUAACACUAAUUAUGUAUGCAUUGUGUGAUAAUUGUUGCUGAACAGAGUAGAUACUAGUCCUCUUCCUCUUUCCAUCCUUUUCUCAUAAGUAAAAGAUGGGAAGGGGAAGUGAUUUUGACAGGGGAGGGUAUAUAUGCGAAUUCUCUGUAGAUACUCUCCUCUGUCUAAAGAUAGGCAACGUAUCUGCAACCGUUUUAUAAUAUUUAUGUAAAUUAUAAUUUAUAUAU
Molecule: messenger RNA, 2813 nt
Organism: Papilio machaon (common yellow swallowtail)
Lineage: Eukaryota; Metazoa; Arthropoda; Insecta; Lepidoptera; Papilionidae
Gene: p115
Product: general vesicular transport factor p115
Exons: 9
Coding region: 136-2586 (816 amino acids)
Biological process (GO): transcytosis; vesicle fusion with Golgi apparatus; intracellular protein transport
Cellular component (GO): Golgi membrane; endoplasmic reticulum; Golgi stack
Source: RefSeq, a predicted model, not a curated record